AAUUAUCUUCUUUUAAUUACAAUUCAAACAAUUUAGGUCCGGUCAGUUUCAUCAAGUCCAACCUUUACUAAGACAAAAGAUAUUUUCUAUAGAUUUGCCUUAUCCAACCACAAUCCAAAAAUAGCAAAAACAAAUCAAAAAAUUUCAUGUAACUAAUCUAACCAUGUUAUGUAAUAAUAAUAAAAUUAUGGUUAACUCAUAAUUCGUACAGAAUUAUAAGAAUAUUUACUGCUAUAUUAUCUGCCAUCUUCUCUACUUCCUCGCGCUCUCUUCAUCAUCACUGCACCAAACAACACAUCCCUGAAAAUGGUACAAUUUUAAUGUCAAUCUCUCUCUUCAUCUUCAUUUUCUCCCACUUUUCUUUGUAAGUUUUCAGCUUUCUCUUUCAUCCCACCAUCAUUUUUCUGCAACUCUAAGAUUUCUCUACUAUAUCCUCGAUUUUCGCAAACUCCCAAUUUUGGGUGGAAUCUGCUCAUCUUAUCUUUAGAUUGUGGUAAAUUUUCCAUCUUUUACUAUCUGGGUACUUGUAAAUGUGAAGUUUUCUUGAAUUUCAUGUACAUUUUGCAGUUUAAGUUGAGAAUUUUUCAACUGUAAUUUCUGGGUUCUUCACAUUAUGCUGCUGGUGACUGAUGUGUGGGUUUUUCUGCAUUUGAAUGUUUAUUGCUUUGAUUUGAUUUUAGUUUAGUUCAUAGUGUGGUGCAAAAUUCCCCCAAAAACUUAGCUAUGAUUUUGCCCUAUUGCUUGAUUUUUAUGUUCAUGGAAAAUUAGGGCUUUUGGGUUACUUCACCGCAAUUGGGGUUUAGAUAAUUAGGCUUUGUUUUGGGGGGAUUUUUUAUUGUGAUUUUGAGGAUGGAUUUUGGAACUGAACCUGGGUUUUCGGAAAUGGGUGGAUCAUUUGAGAAUUGGGGUGGGAUUAAUCCAAAUGAUCAGGCAAUUUGGGCUACUGAAGAUGAAUAUAGAAGUUGGAAUGGCAGUGAAACACCAAGUUCUAAUUACCACCUACCUCCGCCUCUGCGGUCGGGUGCCGGAGCUGAGCCACCCAAUAAAAAGACUAGGAGCUCCCAGAGUGGUGACUCUGCGGCGAGCAGCCGCUCGAAAGCCAUUGGGAAGAUGUUUUAUAAGACUAAGCUUUGCUGUAAGUUUCGUGCCGGGGUUUGCCCUUAUGUCACUAACUGUAAUUUUGCUCAUGGCUUGGAAGAGCUCCGGAAGCCGCCUCCGAACUGGCAAGAGAUUGUGGCUGCUCAUGAGGAGGAGAGGGGUGUUACUGUUGAGCAGAGGGAGGAGCACCAGAUACCUACUAUAAGCACCACUGAAUUGCGAAAUGAAUCUCCGAGGACCUAUAAAGGAAGGCAUUGUAAGAAGUUUUAUACUGAAGAGGGUUGCCCUUAUGGAGAGAACUGCACCUUUCUUCAUGAUGAGCAAUCAAGAGCUAGAGAGAGUGUGGCAAUAAGUGUGAGUCCCACUGUUGGCGGCGCUUUUGGUGCUAAUGGCCCGACUCAGAAGCCUUCGAAUUGGAAGACCAGGAUUUGUAACAAGUGGGAGACUACCGGUAGUUGCCCAUUUGGGAGUAAGUGCCAUUUUGCCCAUGGAUUAGCAGAAUUGCACAAAUUCACUGGUACUGAGGGGGAAGGCAGAGACUCCUCUGUGCUGACAGAAACAAGGCCAAGUGGUAUGACCACAAAAACAGAUGCAUCUCCGAGUUUAUCAACCCCUCGUCAGGAAUAUCACCAUGUUGGACUAGGAAUUCCAUCACAGCGGACUUCAAGUAUACCUCAGGCAGUUGGGCAAAGGCCUGCCCAGAAAUGGAAAGGACCUGACAAGAUAAGCAGGAUAUAUGGUGACUGGAUUGAUGACAUUGAAUAACUCUGUGAUAAUAUCUUCUGGUUCAUCGAGGCUUUCCGUUCUAUGUCUAUGAUUGCAGAGGAGGGGCUAUAGAUUUCUGUAGGUUGGCCCAGGAGGUCAUUGUGAAUCUGUCAUCUAGUUUGUAUUUUGUGUAAUGAGCUGUUGAGUUUUAUAUACAUAUGUGACUCUUGUGUUCAAAGCCAAGGCCAAAACUUUUUGUAUCAUGCGUUUUCUCUGAUAAAUCAAUUUUAUCUUGUAUUUACCUAUGUGCUUAACUUAGUGCAUUCUGCAGUGCUCAAGGAAUUCCAGAGAUUUAUCUUGAAUUACCUCCUUUUAUACUGUUGUUAAUCAGCUUGAUCAGAAGGAAUAAAGCUGUCUUUAAAGUUUGGGGCA
Chenopodium quinoa (quinoa) is the source of this 2235-nucleotide messenger RNA. Its product is annotated as zinc finger CCCH domain-containing protein 56-like. Gene Ontology annotation, molecular function: metal ion binding; mRNA binding. The transcript is spliced from 2 exons. The coding region runs from base 850 to 1863 and encodes 337 amino acids. The record is from RefSeq and is a predicted model, not a curated record. NCBI's taxonomy places the organism in Eukaryota, Viridiplantae, Streptophyta, Magnoliopsida, Caryophyllales, Amaranthaceae.